Molecule: messenger RNA, 1296 nt
Organism: Lodderomyces beijingensis
Lineage: Eukaryota; Fungi; Ascomycota; Pichiomycetes; Serinales; Debaryomycetaceae
Source: the annotation of a GenBank genome assembly
AUGUCCUCGGCAACGACAUCAUCCGUGUCCUCCUCGUUCAAUUCAGGAGCAGCGGCCAGCUCCUCCAAGAUUGAGAGAAAGGGAAAUGUUGCUACGCUUCUGACAAGCGCAGGUUACCAGACCAACUUGACUGCAGUCGAUACAUACGGCAACACUUUCCAGGUGCCCGAUUACACCAUCAAGGACAUUUUAUCGGCGAUCCCAGCGCAUUGCUACCAGCGCAGAUUGUUGCAAUCGUUAUUCUACGUGUUUAGGGACAUGACAUGUAUGGUUGUGUUGGGCUACUUGGCCAACAACUACGUUGCAGACAUUCCUCUGCCAUACCUCAGAUUUGCAGCUUGGGCAGGCUAUGUGUGGAUGCAGGGUUUAUUUGGAACUGGGCUCUGGGUCUUGGCCCACGAGUGCGGCCACCAAGCUUUCAGUGACUAUGGCUGGGUCAACGACUUGGUUGGGUGGAUCUUGCACUCGUAUUUGCUAGUUCCUUACUUUUCGUGGAAAUUUAGUCACGGCAAGCACCACAAGGCAACUGGACACUUGACAAGAGACAUGGUGUUUGUCCCAAAAACCAAAGAACAAUUCUUGAAAGCUAGAGGCUUUGACGAUUUGGAAGACUUACUCGGAGACUCGCCAAUCUACUCCUUGACCCAAUUGAUUGUGCAACAAACUUUCGGAUGGAUUGGAUACCUUUUCGCCAACUUGAGCGGACAAAAAUUCCCUGGAAAAUCGUGGUGGCAAGUGAGCCAUUUCAACCCAUCUUCGUUGAUAUUCGAGAAGAAGGACUAUUACUACAUCUUGUUGUCGGAUGUGGGGAUUUUAGUCCAAGCAACGGUGAUUUACCUUUGGUAUCAGAAUUUCGGCGCUUUCAACUUUGCCGUCAACUACUUGUUGCCAUAUUUCUUGGUCAACCACUGGUUGGUGUUUAUCACCUAUUUGCAACACUCGGACCCACAGAUGCCCCACUACGAAGCACACCAAUGGACGUUUGCUCGUGGUGCUGCUGCUACCAUUGACCGAGAGUUUGGCUUUGUCGGAAAACACAUCUUUCACGACAUUAUCGAGACGCACGUGUUGCACCACUAUGUUUCGAGGAUCCCGUUCUACAACGCAAGAGAGGCGAGCGAGGCCAUCAAGAAAGUUAUGGGCAUACACUACCAACAUUCAGAUGAGAACAUGUGGGUGAGCUUAUGGAAAUCGGCUAGAUGGUGCCAGUUUGUUGACGGUAAGAACGGGGUCAUGAUGUAUAGAAACACCAACGGCUUUGGGGUUGAUCCCAAGAAAGAGACUGUAAAGAAGUAA